AUGCAAUCUGUUGACCAGAUAAACCAUAGACAUGAGCAUAACAGUAACAACGGUCAUUCCAUAACUCCUUAUCCAAGUAUACUACAUAAUCAUCAUGAAAAUAUUAGUCAAACCACUAUAUCCAAUUCCAAUGAUGCAACCACUACUACUACCAGCACUGUACACAGAGUAGAGGCAUCGAAUUCAACAUCCACGUCGGCAAUAUCUGCACCAGCAGCAGAAACUACAUCCACAAGUGUUUCCACUGGUUACGCUUCAACUCCAUCAUUUCCACCUACAGUUUCACCAUCAUCACUCAAUAUCCAUCGCAGACAUAGGCUUAGUGUAUCGCAUGAAGAUUUAGACUUGCAAUCAGCUGAUCCUGGUACCAUUAGAAUCGACUGCAGUGGUGCCUUCAUUGCUAAUGAUGAUUUAUUACGAAGCUCAAUAACGGUUGAAGAUGACAAUGCUACAUCAUCAUCCCCUUCAUCUUCAAAUACACUGACACCGCCAUCAUCAAGCACAUCUUCAGACUUGGAUGAUGAUGAAUUGGCAGAUGGUAUCUUGGUAAAUGGAGAGCAUCGUCUUCGCAAUGGAGUCAUUACCAAAAACAAUAUCAAUUUACCACAACAUAAUGAUGAAAUUAUACACAUAUCGGUUGAUAUUGGUGGUACAUUGACCAAAUUGGUAUAUUUCAGCACAUCGACAUCCUCGAGAAACAACAAUAGCAACAAUACUGGUGGUAAAUUACAUUUUAGGGAUUUCCAAACUGAAAACUUCAAAACUGAAGCACUAAGAUUUAUGAUCCAUUUGAUUUCAAAAUCAAUAUCACAACACAAUUCACAACCUCCCAUCACAUAUAUCAUGGCCACUGGUGGUGGUGCUCAUAAAUUUUACAAUUUAAUGACAAAAACGUUUAGAAAACGUAAAUUACCCAUGCAGAUUAUAGCCAAAGAUGAAAUGGCUUGUUUAAUUAAAGGAUUGGACUGGCUCAUUACCAAGAUUCCUCAGGAAAUUUUCACUUAUGAUUUAAAUGAUCAAUGCACUAGAUUUCAACCACUACAAUCAGAACUGGAAAUAUACCCCUAUUUAUUAGUCAAUAUAGGAUCAGGUGUAUCUAUGAUCAAGGUGACAAAAGCUGGUCCCGACGGAUUUGAGAGAAUCGGCGGUAGCUCGUUAGGAGGUGGUACUUUGUGGGGACUUCUUUCCCUCUUAACUGAUGCUAAAGAUUACAACGAAAUGUUGGAAAUGGCCCAGAGGGGAGAUAAUGAGAAUAUCGAUUUAUUAGUUGGAGACAUUUAUGGCCUGAAUUAUAACAAGAUUGGCUUGAAAGCGAACCACAUUGCUUCAUCAUUUGCCAAAGUUUUCAAAAAAUUGCGAUUCAAUAAUAAACCAAUGACCACGGCAGAAAAAUUGUCACAAUUUAAACAAGAAGAUAUCGCGCGAAGCUUGUUGUUUAGUGUCAGUAACAAUAUUGGACAAAUUGCCUAUUUACAUGCUUUAAGGUUCAAUUUGAAGAGAAUAUAUUUUGGUGGACUGUAUAUUCUGGGUCACAUGCAAACUAUUCAUACAUUGAGUUAUGCUGUUAAUUUCUGGUCAAAGGGAGAUAUGCAGAGUUAUUUUUUGAGACAUGAGGGGUAUUUGGGUAGUGUUGGUGCGUUUAUGAUGGGCCCCGCUCCUGAAGAGAAUGGAAAGGCGAAACCAAUUGCUACAAAGUUCAAUGGAGUGAAUGCAAUUGGCAGUGGAGAAAAGGAUUAA
Lodderomyces parapsilosis is the source of this 1737-nucleotide messenger RNA. Its product is annotated as pantothenate kinase. The record is from RefSeq and is a predicted model, not a curated record. Gene Ontology annotation, cellular component: nucleus; cytosol. Gene Ontology annotation, molecular function: pantothenate kinase activity; ATP binding. Lineage: Eukaryota; Fungi; Ascomycota; Pichiomycetes; Serinales; Debaryomycetaceae. Bases 1 to 1737 code for a protein of 578 amino acids. Gene Ontology annotation, biological process: coenzyme A biosynthetic process. The transcript has a single exon.